UGAUUAUCGACUGUCAGCUAAUUUUAGAACCUUCGAUACAUCUCACAACGCACUGAAUUAUGUAGAAUAACUGUUGUGCAGUAAACGUAUAUUCACUGGUGUGGCUCUGCACACUUCGCCUUUUUGUAAACAGGGCACGGCACUGGGUCCCUCCUCUCUCACCCAGAUGAUCAGUGGUCUGGUUGGACAGCUUCUGAUGCUGGAGCAGCCAGGUGAUCCUUCAGCGAACUCUCAGUCCUCCCUGUCUGCCUCUCCCAUGUUUGUUUCCAGCACUGCUUCUCCCCCCUUUCCCUCAGCUAAUACAUCUGGACAGACAUCCACCCGCACCACAAGUACUACCUCAGUCGGUCAGCCAGCAGAGACCAGCCCAGAGGGAAACAUGGCUCAGCUCUUGGGAUCUCUACUGGGAGCAGCAGGGUUGGGUGGUCCUGCCUCUGGAUUGGCUCCAUCCAUCACUGUGACAUUACCAGGGGUUCCUGGCUUCUUCCAGAGCGUGUCAGACGUGGCACCACCACCUGCCUCUGGCCCCAGGGCCUCACUUCCUCAUCAGUCCAUUGGUCCUGCUCCCUCUCAGUCCGGCAGCAGCCCAGCCGGAGACUCUCUGAGCCCAGAUUUAUUCUCUGGCAUUAUGCAGGGAGUGCUGUCCACCAUGAUGAGCUCUUUUGGGGCACAGCAGGGCAGCGGAGAAAGCAUUGCCCAGUUCAUCCAGAGGCUGUCCCAGACCAAUAACCUGUUUGUUCCUGGCUCUGGGGAUGCCGUGGGGUUCUUUGGGGACCUGCUGUCCCUGGUGUGUCAGAGCUUCUCUAUGGUGGAUAUGGUGCUGUUGCUUCAUGGGAACGCCCAGCCUCUGAGACGCAUCCAGCCUCAGCUCACAGACUUCUUCACUGAACACUAUCUCCAGGACCAAGAACCUACUGAUGCCAACAUAGCUGCAGCAGCUGAGGACCUCAUCAAUGGACUUGAGGAUUACAUAGCUGAGAGCUUUGCCACAGUGACAGUGCGUGAGGGAGUGGACAUAAUUCAGACCAACCUGUCUUUCUUCAGACAGCAGUUCACGCAAAUGGCCACACAUAUCCUUCGCUGCCACGAUCACAUGUUUGGCCCCCGCCUGCUGUUGCUGUGCACUCAUAGCCUGUUUGAGUGUCUGGCUCUAAACCUGUAUUGCCUGGGAGGAGAACACAGAUCUCUGACUGCUGUUAUCAACCAACACAUUAGGAGGAUGUCUGCAGACGUCAAUCCCAGUCUGGUCAACUGGCUGACCAACAUGAUGUCUAUGAGGCUGCACAUCAUUCUGGAGCAUAACCCAGUUACUGAGGACCAAAUCCAACACUACAUUAUCCAUUUACAGGAGGAGUUGAACCAGAGGACGGAGACUGAGGUGGAACAGCCAACAGAGCGUACAAGUGUGGAGAUGGAGGAGAGUUCGUCUCCAGCUGCAGCCACUACAGCAGAGGAGGCCAUGGUUUCCACCGGAGAGGGAGAAGCACCUCCACCUGGUUUAUCUGUGGAUGGUUCAUCUCAGUGCUCCUCUGGGCCCCGAGCAGGACACGACGAAGUGGCUCCUGAAGUGGAGCCGUGGGCAGCAGCUGUUCCACCUGAAUGGGUUCCCAUCAUCAGACAUGACAUGCUGUCCCAGAGGAAGAUCAAAGCCCAGCCCCCGCUGUCUGAUGCGUACCUGCAUGGGAUGCCUGCUAAGAGAAGGAAGGUAAAGUGUGACAUCACACAACGAGUGAGAGACGAUCCAGACUUCACCGGCCAGAGAUUCCCCAACACACAUCGAGCUUUCUCUACAGAAGACUCCUAGUCCCAGUCAAACAGCUUGUGCCACAGAGGAGCAGGAUGAGGUGAUGAAACCUGCAGCGUGAGACGCUGAUACAUGUAAUGUGGCAUAAGCAAGGAGGACAGCUGCUGACUUCACUUCCUCCUCUCUUCUGUGUCAUGGAGACACACGCCGCUGUAGUUUGGUUAGGAUGGGAAAGUCUGCAGACUCUUGCUAAAACACCUCCAACACCUCUGAGAAGGACCUGACAUCAGUGCAGAAGCAAACAGAUCUACAGGAUCAAAGGGAUCGAGCUUAAUGUCAGAACUAAUCCUCUAUGGUAUGCAGUUUCUAAUCAGCGUGGGCAGUCAUACCAAAGUUUGAGAUAUUAUUAGUAAAUUACUGUAUAUUAGUUAGUGGUGGUGUCACUGCAAGAAAACUGAAAGAACAGAGUCAGAAUGUUCAGAGAAUAAAGUUUCAUUAAUCUGUGAAACAGAUGCACAAUGAGAGUGAACGUGUGAUCUGACAAGUCAGCGUGCUUAAUAUUAGGAGGAAAAGUGUUAUAGUGUUGUUAAGGACAAAAAUAUUUUAUGAGAUAAAGUGUAUUUAUUGUUAUAGUGAAAAAACUUGUGUGAGCACAAAUCUAUGCUAAAAAUGAUCUUAAACUAUUCUGCUGUCAAACAGCAGAGACCUGAUACACUAAUACUGAGCAGUUCUGUUAUAAAUACAUAGUAGCAUAGAGCUUCGUCAGUUGCACUUUACCAUAUAAAGUCGUGAUUGUUGUUUAUAUUAUUUUCACAUCUUAUUGAUUUCAGUGAAUCACAGACUUGCACAUUUUAAAUUUUAGAGCAUUACGUGUAAUUGACUCUGUUGUUGAGUGAUACAGGAUACAGCCCAUCGGUGAUAUUUGUCAAACUGUGAACUGUUACUACCUGCUUGAUAACAUCAUGAUCAUAAAUCCACUUUUAAAUCA
Neolamprologus brichardi is the source of this 2732-nucleotide messenger RNA. The record is from RefSeq and is a predicted model, not a curated record. NCBI's taxonomy places the organism in Eukaryota, Metazoa, Chordata, Actinopteri, Cichliformes, Cichlidae.